Thermothielavioides terrestris NRRL 8126 is the source of this 1838-nucleotide messenger RNA. RefSeq lists its product as uncharacterized. Lineage: Eukaryota; Fungi; Ascomycota; Sordariomycetes; Sordariales; Chaetomiaceae. The transcript has a single exon. The record is from RefSeq and is a predicted model, not a curated record. Gene Ontology annotation, biological process: protein folding. Gene Ontology annotation, molecular function: Hsp90 protein binding. The coding region runs from base 74 to 1396 and encodes 440 amino acids.
CGGUUCGCUCGGUCACAUAACACUCAGCCCCGCCACAAAGCAUCAGCGCCAGAGGGCUGCAGAGUGAGUGAACAUGGACCAGGUUACGAAAGACACCGAGUCGCUCAAGCUCGGCCACUCAAACGCCAAUGGAGACGCCCAUCCAGACAUCACCGCGAUGCUGCCGGAGCUGCCGCCCGGCCGCGCCCUGAACGCGGGCAUGACGCUCGAGGAGACGGUGGCUGACCUCAACAAGCACCCGCUGUUCAUGACGGAGCUCGACACCUCCGGGGACAACGAGGAGCUGGCGGCGCUGCAGGCGCUCGCCUACGAGGGCACCCCGCUCGAGAACGCGACCAACUUCAAGGAGCAGGGCAACGAGUGCUUCCGCGAGAAGCGCUGGGCGGACGCGAAGGAGUUCUACGGAAAGGGCAUCGCCAUCUUGUCCGCCGAGGAAUCGAGGAGGGCGAAGGGCGGGAAGAAGAGGGUACAGAAGGCGGCCGGCCCGCUGGAGCUGAAGCCGGACGCGGAUGCGGACGACUCUGCCAAGCCGGAGGCGCCCAACCCACCCAACGAUGAGGAGUUUGAGGAGGUAGAUGACGACCCGGCCGAAGUCAAGUCGGAGCAAGCCCUCCUCGAGACGCUGCACAUCAACCGCGCAGCCUGCCACCUCGAGCUGCGCAACUACCGCUCCUGCACCCUCGACUGCGCCGCCGCCCUCCGCCUCAACCCGCGCAACAUCAAAGCGCUCUACCGCUCCGCGCGCGCCCUGCUGGCCGUCAGCAGGCUCCCCGAAGCCCGCGACGCCUGCGCGCGCGGCCUGGAGCUGGACCCCUCCAACAAGCCGCUCCAGACGCUCUCGGGAGAAAUCAGCAAAGCCGCCGAAGCCGACGCGGCCCGCGCCGCGCGCGAGGCGGAGCUCGCCUCGCAGGCGCGCCGCCGGGCCGCGCUGCUCAAGGCGGCGCUCGCGGCGCGCGGCAUCCGCACGCGGGCCACGGGCCGGCCGCCGGACAUGGAGGACGCGCGGGUGGCGCUGGCGCCCGACGACCUGGACCCGGCCAGCGCGCUGGUGUUCCCCACCCUGCUGCUGUACCCGUGCCACCUGGAGAGCGACUUCAUCAAGGCCUUCAGCGAGCGCGAGUGCCUCGACCAGCACUUCGGCUACGUCUUCCCGCUGCCCUGGGACCGCGCCGGCGAGUACAGCGCCGCCGGCGUCGAGUGCUACGUCGAGAGCGUCAGUGGCGGCUUGGUGAAGGUUGGGAGGAAGGUGCCGCUCUUGCAGGUGCUGGCCGGGGGCAACGUGGAGGUGGUGGAUGACUUGCUGAAGGUGUUUGUUGUGCCCAAGGCGAGGGCGGAGGGCUGGGUAAGGGAGUGGAAGGAGAAUAAGAAGAAGGAGCAGGCGGGUGGGGGGCAAUGACCACCUGGCAGCUGGGGCGGGGAAAAAUAAAAUAGGGCCAUGAUAUGAUACCCGGAUGAGACAGACAGGAUGGCAGGGGGAGCGCAACCGGCGUUGAGGCUGCUUGGAAGAGCAGGAUGCUCGGUGCCUUACGUUGGACGCUAUCCCCAUGAGGAUUCGGCAGCCCGAGAUGGCGGCAUGCAUGUGCGGAAGACACGCCCCUGGCAGCGCCCCUGAAGUAGGGAAAACAAGACUGCAUUGUGUCGUCCCGUCAAACGCCGUGACCACUAAGGCACCGCGUUCUAUGCUAUCGGUCUACUCACAAACCAGAUGCCGCCCACGCCACGAAACCCUGUGCAUGCCCGCAACGCAAUGCGCAGACAAACCAAACGCCCGCACCCCUGAAACCAGGCUAGCCAAGCCGCGACUCCCUACGCGCCUAUUCUGAGCCCUCAUCCGAGUA